Wallemia mellicola CBS 633.66 is the source of this 1953-nucleotide messenger RNA. RefSeq lists its product as hypothetical. The coding region runs from base 1 to 1953 and encodes 650 amino acids. The transcript has 2 exons. NCBI's taxonomy places the organism in Eukaryota, Fungi, Basidiomycota, Wallemiomycetes, Wallemiales, Wallemiaceae. The record is from RefSeq and is a predicted model, not a curated record. Gene Ontology annotation, cellular component: plasma membrane.
AUGAGAAUAAUAGAUAAUAGAAUACUUUUAGCUACAACUAGUUUAACAACUUUGGCUUAUGGCUGGGAUAUUUCCACUAAGCAGCGAUUCACACAGGAUGGUUUAAUUGACGCUGGAGAACUAGGUUUAGACGGAAUAUCAGGUCGCGUAUCUGCAUUAGGAGAUCUCAACGGUGAUCAAUAUUUAGAUAUCCUCUCUGUCGAUGCUGACCAGAAGACAAUACGGUCGCAUCUAUGGAAUCAUGACAAAUACACCUUUGAGAGUAAUUCAACAGUUAGCGUUCCUUUUAAAAUAUCAACUUUAGUCGCUACAGAUAUCGACCACGAUGGUAAACUCGAUGUAAUGGCUGUCGGUGAGGGGCGUACAACGACAGAGAUACAACUUUAUUUAUUCCACGGUGAUGGCAAUGGCGGUUUUGAAUCACCAGUACAACUUCCUAACAUAUCAUACACCCAACCGACAUUCUUCGAUGCACAAGGUAGACUAUCGAACGAUUUCCUCGCUUAUCGUUACGAUGCGGGUACCAAAGAUGAUCAAUUGUCUUUAUACUCCAAUACUCUCGAUGAUCGCGACCAGCCGUACGACAUUAUAGAACCCAAUUUCGACACAUCCACUGGCACACCUUGUAAGAUGAGCCAGACACACAGCAAUGCUUUCAUAGACCUCAAUGGAGACUGUCUCGCCGAUCUCUUCCUCGUUUGUUCUGGACAUGAACCAAGCUAUCAAAUAUGGCUUAAUAACCCAGCUAAUGACAACUUUGUCUUACAUUCUCAAAACUCACUUCCAAAAGGAACUGGUAUGAUUUCAUUUGCAGAUUUCGAUAGAGAUGGUACAAUUGAUAUGAUUUUUCCCACCUGUGAGUCAACUACACGGGAUGGCUUAGGUAAAAGUUGCUCAAUUAAUGUCGUUUUCAAUAAACAAAUACCACUUUGCGUAGAUUCACGUAGCUUUGAAGCAUUGCUACAUCCUUCACUAAUCUCAGGCGGUGGAGGUGAAUGUAGAUCGCCUUCUGAACUUUGUGUAGCAGACGAUAAAUUUGAAUAUAACCAGGAAAAGAGGCUCAAAAUUCCAAUUGAACAGCUCACUCAAAAUUCCAAUUUGCGACUUAAGAUGGUAGACCAUUCACUCCAACCUGGUUUACCACUCAGUCUCAAAAUCGGUGACUACAAUUUAGAUGGUUUUCCAGAUAUACUUUGCUUACUUUCAGAUGGAUCCACCACACGUGGUGCCAUCCUCGAUAAUGUACUUGUCAACAAAACACGUAGUUUAACAUUACGUGAUGAUUCCAAAACAACCAUAUUGAAGGACAUCAAGGAUGUAAGAGCAGCUAGUUGGAUUGAUAUAGAUGAAGAUGGUAGCUUAGACAUUAUGCUCCAACGCUUGAACUCUGUAACAUUUAUCAAGAAUAAUAUAGCGAAUGACGCGUUUUUCAUCAAGACAUUAAUGUUGAAUGGCGCAUGUGAAAAUUGGUGCGACAGUCCAACAGCUGGGAGAUACAAACCAUUCGGUGUCAAUGCAAUAGGUGGUACAUACAAAUUCACAAUACUCGAUACGAAUGGAAAACGAAUGGCUGCCUCAAUACCACAACUACCUAGUACAGCAUUCGAUGCGCUUUUAACCCCUUACAGUGUCAUAGGACUAGGAAGGACUAACAAUUACAUCGAGAACCUUCAUGUGGGAAGUACGUCCAAAAAUGGAAGCUCGCAGCAUAUGAAUUUUGAAGGUAUUAUACCAAAUUCACAAGUAAUCAUCACACCAGCCUACUACAACCACGAUUGGCAUAUAGAGAUGUACUUGAAAACUAACAAAUGGAUCCCCUUCGUUACUGUCGUCGUAGCAGUCCUUUGCGUCCUCUUCGGCGCUGUCGUGUUUGGAUUACACAUACAUGAGAAAAAGGAAGACGAGGCAGAGCGUCGAAAAGAAAGUCAUCAUAUUAAUUUCCAAGCUUUGUAA